GUCUUCACGCAGAUCUAUCGGAACAGAAAUAAAUCAAAAUUCUCGCUGCACAAGGAACUCAUCCUGUGUCAAAUCUCUAGUCCUGAGUAGGCUUUGCCACCUGACAGUUAUGGAAAUGACUUAAUGCAGCUAUAACCAAAAUCCAACGUCUCGGUUUGGACUUCUGUUUUCUCUUGUUGACCAAAAUUUAUAGUUCAAUCGUUCGACUAACAAGUAUUCCACGAUGCCAGUCCUAGAAAUGGCCCUUGUCUGGGCCAACUUUUACCAUGGCCUGCGACGUUGCUUCGGCACCGAGAGUCGAACCGUGGCCACCCAGUUGACAACUCUCAGUCCGCAGAAAAAGUCACAGAAUCGGCGAAGACACGUAGGAAUAGGAAGAAGCCUUCGAACCUCACGCCGUUUGCGGAAAAGUCACUUAAUCGCGAGCGAUUCGGAACUUCAAGAUUUUUCUACCAGAGAAAGCACAGUACCGCUGACCUCUUGCCAAGAAGUUACUUGCUUUGAGGUAGAGUCUACCAGUUCUUCUCCUUCAGUUAAGCGGCAGCAACUGCAAAAGCAACUCCAGGAACGACCCCUGAUAAUGAACGCCAUAGAUGUGAUCCAGGUCAAGUGGAGUAACUGGUGGCAAGUAUGCUGGCCCGCUCUCGUGGCCGCCAGUGUUCAGGUAAGCUUUGGAUCACCGCGGCUUUGUCACUCGCUGAUGGGUUUGUACGAUGAAGAGGAUAGCGAUCCACCGAUCCUGGUGCUUGCCUGCUCCUUGGCAAAACAUUUUAAGAAGCUUUGCCAACGAACUGAUAUUGCAAUUUGCAAUGCUGGUCCCGGGCCCUUUUACAGAACCACGUCGGCUACCAUGGAGUUGAUUGACAUCCAGCAAAUAAACGAAGCACUGGUCGACUGUCUUGUCAGUAUUUCCGAUCCCGAGAUAUCCUUUCAGGAGUAAACAAAACCAAAUAGCCAAGAAGUUAUACUUCAUUUGACGUAAUAGAUUGUACAGGUCAGCCGGAAAUGCUUUAGCACACUAAAAAGAAGGUGCUUAUAUAUCUAGAAUAAAUCGUUUUCAGUAAA
Drosophila kikkawai is the source of this 1065-nucleotide messenger RNA. RefSeq lists its product as uncharacterized. The record is from RefSeq and is a predicted model, not a curated record. Lineage: Eukaryota; Metazoa; Arthropoda; Insecta; Diptera; Drosophilidae.